AUGGCUACAGCUUUCCUGGGUUACCAACAUAGCCCAAAAUGGUUUGAUAUAAGUAAUAAAGGGAUUAUUAUAAAUUAUAAAGUAAAAAGAUCUUUUAACAAAAGUAUGGUAAAAAGAGGUUAUCAUACAAGCAAUUCUUCUAAUAUAACAGUAAUCUCUCAAAGAUUAGAAACUAUUAUUAGUGAAUUAGGUUUAAACCCCAUAUAUAUGUAUGAAAAUUUAAAUGUAGAAGACACUAAAAAACAAAUUUUAAAUGAUACAAGGGGUUUGAGUGGCGUAUACAUGAUAAUGAAUAAAACAACAAAAGAUUAUUAUAUAGGUUCUGCGUCCACUAAUAGAUUUUAUGCCAGAUUCUGUAAUCAUGUUAUUCAUUUUACAGGUAGCAAAAUAGUUAAAUUAGCAAUUAAAAAGUAUGAAGUGAAAAACUUCGCUUUUAUUAUAUUAGAUUUAUAUCCAAAUAUCGUUACCAAAGAAAAUAACAAAGAAUUAUUGGAUCUAGAAGACAAAUAUCUAAAAUUAUUAGUACCUAAUUACAAUAUUUUAACAGAAGCAGGUUCUAGUUUUGGUUGCAAACAUACUGAAAUUGACCGUCAAAAAAUGAAAGAUAUAUUUAGUGAUGAUAGACGGCAACAAAUAGGUAAUCUAAAUAAAGGUAAAAAGUUAUCUCUCGAAACAAUAGAAAGAAUAAGAGAAAAAGCUUUAGUUAGACCCCCUAUGUCAGAUGAAACUAAAAAUAAAUGUGUUGUUCAUACAAGACCUGUUGUGUUAUAUAACUUGGAUAGAACUGUCUACGGUAAAUAUUCUACUAUUAUAGAAGCUGCAGCUGCUAUAAACUGUAAUGAAAAAACCAUAAGAAGAGCACUGCAGACAGAAAAAAAAUUAGUAAAAAGACAGUGA
Messenger RNA from Didymella exigua CBS 183.55, 897 nucleotides. RefSeq names its product cytochrome b intronic ORF 2. The coding region runs from base 1 to 897 and encodes 298 amino acids. The transcript has a single exon. Gene Ontology annotation, molecular function: endonuclease activity; DNA binding. The record is from RefSeq and is a predicted model, not a curated record. NCBI's taxonomy places the organism in Eukaryota, Fungi, Ascomycota, Dothideomycetes, Pleosporales, Didymellaceae.